CUCUUUUCUCUUUGAUCCUUAAUAUAGAUGUCAAUUAGAUCAUUGUGUAAAUCAUUAGUGCAACAGACAAGAAAUAAGGUGUAUUUUGUGCAACAUCAACAACGAGUUGCUAUACAACCGCAACAAUGUCGUUUCUAUACACCACUAAGCACCUCUGCCCUGGCCUUUAAAGAUAGCAAAGAAAUGAAUGACGAUGAUCAUGUGCCUAUUUCUUUAGUAACUCAGAAACGAACAGCAGAAGAUGCUGUCCGUAUUAUUUUACAGAAUACACCUAAAUCAACAAAAGAUCAACAACAACAACAACAACAACAAAAAAGACAUGUAUUAAAUCUUUUAGUUCAAAAUGAACCUGGUGUGUUGAGUAAACUAUCAGGUAUCUUGGCGGGUAGAAAUUUCAAUAUUGAAUCUUUAGUUGUGGCUAGUACUGAGGUACCUGAUUUAAGUCGAAUGUCAAUUGUUUUUAAAGGAAAGAGUAAUCAAAUAGAGCAAGCAAGAAAGCAAUUUGAAGAUUUGGUACCUGUUUGGGCUGCAUUAGAUUAUACAAAUAUGAACAUAAUUGAACGUGAAUUAUUGCUAAUCAAACUUUCUACUUUGGGGCCAGAAAAUGUACAUAGACAGUUACAUAUGACUGCCUCCAAGUCAGUGAACGAGAAUAAUACAACAAAUCAUUUACAAAAUAUAACUGAAUUAACACGUUUAUUUAAUGGUAAAAUCGUUGAUGUUUCAACUAAUUCUGUUGUAGUUGAAGUAUGUGCAAAGCCUAAUCGUAUUACCUCCUUUAUGAAACUUUGUGCACCUUUUGGUAUCAUUGAAGCAUCCAGAACAGGCACUAUGGCUAUGCCUCGUUCGCCAGUAUAUAAUCAUAAUGAUGAUGAUGAUAAUGACCCUCAAAUUGAGGAUAAUACCAAUAAUGCCGUCGAUCCUACUACUCUCCCUCCUGGAUAAUAAUAAAUGCGCCC
Cokeromyces recurvatus is the source of this 959-nucleotide messenger RNA. RefSeq names its product small subunit of acetolactate synthase-domain-containing protein. Gene Ontology annotation, molecular function: acetolactate synthase regulator activity. Bases 28 to 945 code for a protein of 305 amino acids. Gene Ontology annotation, biological process: branched-chain amino acid biosynthetic process. The transcript is spliced from 5 exons. Gene Ontology annotation, cellular component: acetolactate synthase complex; mitochondrial nucleoid. The record is from RefSeq and is a predicted model, not a curated record. Lineage: Eukaryota; Fungi; Mucoromycota; Mucoromycetes; Mucorales; Mucoraceae.